Trichogramma pretiosum is the source of this 4722-nucleotide messenger RNA. RefSeq names its product broad-complex core protein isoforms 1/2/3/4/5-like (gene Psq). The transcript is spliced from 10 exons. NCBI's taxonomy places the organism in Eukaryota, Metazoa, Arthropoda, Insecta, Hymenoptera, Trichogrammatidae. Gene Ontology annotation, molecular function: DNA binding; protein binding. Bases 1113 to 3458 code for a protein of 781 amino acids. Gene Ontology annotation, cellular component: nucleus. Gene Ontology annotation, biological process: regulation of transcription by RNA polymerase II. The record is from RefSeq and is a predicted model, not a curated record.
AGAGCCAGAGCCGCCGCGCCAACUUUCUGCUGGCUGCAGAAACGUCGACGAAAGAGAGAAGAAAUAAGGAGGAGAGAGAAUAUCGGGGGCCACAACAAAAUCGCUUAAUCGUCUUCGCGACACCGUGCGAGCUUGACGCGCGCGCGCGCUUGCCCACUACACUAUACACUGCUGCAGUCGUCUGCAGUUUGUUGCAUAUUUCACUCCCCCCGUGUCAGUCGUCUGUUUACCUUCUCUCGUACGUCGUCGUCGUGUGUCAGUUCCGAAUUGUCAUUGUCGUACGUUUUCUUGUUUGUGCUGUGCAUGGAUAUAUUUCAUUGAUAAAGAAAAAAACGACAACACGGCUGCUUCAGUUCGUUCGUCGUUGGCACGCGAAGAAGACGACGAAAAAAAGACGUCGACCACGAUGUGAUGCUCUCAUGACGCUUUUCAUGUUUUCUUCGUUCGAGCCGCUGCUGCGAUAGUAGCUUCUCUCGCGAUCGAGUGUCCGCGUGUGCACGUCUCUAUGUGAGUGUGUGUGUCUGUGUGUGCGUGUGCGUUCAUUCACAAGUGUCAAAACAACCACUCAGUGAGUUCGUGUGAUUUCUGCCUUUGACUCGCAACACGGCGUUUCCUCAAAUCUAUGACUUUUAUCCCGCAAUUGCAUCCCGCGAGUUACCUUAUCAGUGCAGUUUUUUGUUGCUCUUUCGACGUCACUUUUUCAUGUUUUUGUGUUGACAAGUGUCGAGGAUAUAUAUAAAUAUACGAUAUACAUAUUAUUAAAAAUAUAUUCAAAGAAAUAAACGUGCGCGCAGAACGAGAAGGAGAGAUACACGAAGAGGGGCAAUGAGAGAGACGUCGCGGCGUCCGAGGAGAUCGUCGUCGUCGUCGUCCACGAUGUUGCCGCGCGACGAAGCUGAGUCAACGAUAACUAAUCUACCUGUGUAUAAGUCGUCGAUGUCGUAUUAAAAAAAAAAAAAGAAGCGAAGAAAAAGUAAGCAAGAGAAGCAGAGGCGAGGGAAAACGGUAAUCAGCGGAGAAUCGAUCCGUGGCUAUUGUAAUCGAAGCGAGGAGAGAAGAAGAAAAAGAAGAAGAAGAAGAACACGACUAGUUGUAGCGACAGCGGCGUCAACAUGGUCAGCGGAGGGAUGGCCGGGCAGCACUACUGCCUGCGCUGGGACAAUUACCAGUCAAACAUGACGUCGGUGUUCCAUCAGCUGCUGCAGAACGAGGCCUUCGUCGACGUCACCUUAGCGUGCAACGAGGCCUCCCUCAAGGCCCACAAGGUCGUUCUGUCGGCGUGCAGCUCGUACUUUCAGAAGCUGCUGCUGUCCAAUCCGUGCACGCAUCCGACCAUCAUCAUGCCCCAGGACGUGUGCUUCAAUGAUCUCAAAUUCAUCAUCGAGUUCGUCUACAAAGGCGAGAUCGACGUGACCCAGGCCGAACUGCAGUCGCUGCUGAGAACGGCGGAUCAAUUGAAAAUCAAGGGCCUGUGCGAGGUGUCGGCGGAGACCGGAGGCGGCGACGUAAUCGGCCCGUCGGCGGUCAGUCUCAGCACGCCACCGGCCGACUAUCUUCCCCAUCAUCGUCCCCAUCAUCACCAUCAUCGGGCCUCGUCGCCGUAUCGUCAUCGCUCGUCGGGAGGCAGGCGCGAAGGGUCCGCCGCCGGUGGUGGUAGCCUGUCCACGCCGCGCCUGAACUGGACCAAGUUCGGCAAGCAUCAGCGCACCUCGCCGUCCUACAAGCGAUCGUCGACGCGCAAGUCCUCCGCCGCAUCGCAGGCCGCAGCCUCGUCUUCCUUUCUGCAGCCCCAGCCGGCCCACGAGGCGACGAGUCGCGCCGCGGCUCGCCACCCCAGACACAUCGCCUACAAUUAUUAUCAUCACAGCCAGUUGGACACCAAGGCCAAGUACAAGCAGGAGGAGGACGACGACGAAGACGACGAAGAGGUCUACGCGCGACUUUGCGCCAAAGAGAAUCGACAGGACUGCUGGUCAGGCAACGACGAGGAUGACGAGUGCAUGGACACGACCGGCCGAGCCAACGUGCCCGCCGCAGCGAGUACACCACUAGUCGUGCUCGACUCCAGCCCGUCCAUCAUCAACAACAACAACAACAUCAACAAGAGCAACAACAACAACAACAACAACAACGAGAAAAAAUUAACGACGACCAACGGGGCCGCAGCCGGCGCCGCCGAUCACCCAGACGACAGCAACCGAAGGAACAGCAGCAACAGCAGCAGCAGCGGCGGCAGCAGCAGCGGUGCCAGUCCCAGCAGCGCCAACAAUAACGCAGCCACCAAAACGAGCAACAACGGUGACAUGUUUUGUCACACGGGCCUCGGCCACUAUGGCCACCACACGGAUCCGGGCGAGGUCGACCUGCCGCCCGAGACUCAGCCCACGCCACCGAGCGCGACCCUCGUCGGCACGACCACGACGCACCUGCGGGAUCCCGACAACCACACGACAGAUAUCCAGAACUGCGACAACGACGUGAAGGUCAAGUUCGAGACCCUGCAGACGAUGGACUCGUCGGACACGAUCGACAUCGACAGCCACAUGUCCGACCGGGCGAGCGUCAGCUCCAAGGCCGACGACAACAUGAUGAUGAUCACGCCGGAACUGCUGGGCCUGAUGCCCUCCGGCAGCUCGAUACACUCGGACUCGCCCGGCGGCGAGAACAAUUCGCGAAAUCACUCGCAGUCCGGCUCGCAUCAUCACGGAUCCAAGUCCUGGACGCAGGAGGACAUGGACGCCGCGCUCGAGGCUCUCCGAAAUCAUGACAUGAGCCUCACCAAAGCUUCUGCCACCUUUGGGAUUCCAUCGACGACGCUGUGGCAGCGGGCCCACAGGCUCGGCAUCGACACGCCAAAAAAAGACGGACCGACCAAGUCGUGGAGCGACGAGAGCCUCAACAACGCCCUGGAGGCUCUGCGCACGGGCACGAUAUCGGCCAAUAAAGCUUCUAAAGCCUUCGGCAUACCUUCGAGUACUCUGUACAAAAUAGCCAGGCGAGAAGGCAUAAGAUUGGCCGCGCCCUUUAACGCGAGUCCCACGGCUUGGUCCCCGGCUGAUUUGGACAGAGCACUCGAGGCAAUCCGAUCCGGUCAGACCUCCGUGCAACGAGCUUCCACCGAGUUUGGCAUACCUACGGGUACGCUUUACGGGCGUUGCAAGAGGGAGGGUAUUGAGUUGAGCAGGAGCAAUCCUACGCCCUGGAGCGAGGACGCUAUGACCGACGCCUUGGAGGCUGUGAGAUUGGGGCACAUGAGCAUCAAUCAAGCGGCGAUACACUACAAUCUACCCUACUCAUCGCUCUACGGGCGCUUCAAGCGCGGCAAGUACGAGGAACCGGUCAUGUCGCAGAACGAGAUGUCCCAGGACGGAUCGUCGCAGCACUUUCACCAUCCGAGCCCGACGCAGAACAAUCACACGUCGCCGCUGCCCGAGCAGAUGACCUACCAGGGCAGCUGAAAUUUGCCCCUUUACUAGAUCGAUUGCCGGCCCGCGAUCUAGUAAAAGGUUCACGAAACGUGAUUCCAAAGAGAACACACGAAAAUAAAAAAUUUAACAAAGAGGCUGGACUCUUCGGCUGUCGUAUUCAUGCCGCAGAGUGAUAAUAAAAAAAAAAAAAAAUAGUGCGACUGAGCGAUCGCAGUAUUACGCGAAAAUGAAAAAAGUUAAAAACCGCGUCGAGUACGCGAGCAUUUAAAGUAGCGCAAGUAGAAAAAAAAACAACACUCGGUACGAAUGUUGAAAGCGCGAAAGGGCAACCAGCGAGACUGAAAGCAUAGAACGCACUAUGUAAUACUUGUGGAUACUUUCCAUCGGAUUAGUGAUCAUUCAUCGUCAUUAAUUUUUGUUUUUCAUUUUUCAUUGUCAUCAUUCAUUCAUUGUUGCUUCCAAGCAUACACGUUGUAUCUUCCGUUUAGAAAUUGCUAAAAAGACCUAAAAACAGCUAAACUUAGUUUUAUCUUUAAAUUUUAAGAGUUAUAUAUUAUUAUAUUGCAUUGAUAAAGGAGGAAAAAACACUACACUGUACAGUGGGACGAGCUACCCGUGAGAUUCGUAUUUUAAAUAUUAAUGAAUAUAAUAUAUAAAUAUAUAAUAAACAAGAAAAAACAAAAAACUUCAGCUGCCUGAGGAUUUUUACGUAAAUCCUUACAUUUGACUCCGAGCGAUGUUGGUGAGCAAACAAUGGAAUUGCGAGGACAAACUAGUUUUAAUAAAGAAAACAGAUAAACAUUUUAAACUUCCACGUUUUUGUUAGCGUUUUAUAGAUUAAAUAUUUAUAUAUAUUAUUGAGUAUAUUAUAUUGUAUAUCAAUUAUUUCAAUCGUUUUUAUCGAUUGUUGUUUUAAUUUUUAUGAGAUCGAUUAAUGAGCCUUUGUACUGUUAAUAAUUUUAGUUUUUAAUUAAAGUGAGUUUUCUUUCGAGAGAGAACUAUAAACCCGGUGUAUACCUACGUCUUUUCACGAUUAGCAUUUGAGAUUUGUCGAAAUUUAUUUUAUAUUAUUGUAAAAAGAUGCGCUUUAAAAAUCAACAAGCUUUUUUUUAACUUUAUUUUAGGAAGGCGAGUAUGGAAAGAGAAUGGAAAAUGUAUUUGCGAUAAAUAUAAUCAAAGUGGAACAGUGCAAAAUACGUAUUUUUAGGAAUAAAUCUUGAUUUGUGUAGAAAAAAACAUAGUAAGCUAAUUAAAAAAAAAAUAAAUAAAUCAUUUUCAAAGAUGAAACAAAAAA